AUGGAUACCAAUUCAAAAGACAAGGAGCUCCUUGAAAUCAAGGACAAAGAAUCUGCUAUUAACACUGCUGAAAAUACUUCUUUCAUUCUGGGAAAUGAGAAGCUUGCAGUGCCUCAGAAACAUGAAGCAGAAGUGACUUCUAAUCUUUGUAGACAAGAUAUAUUCAAAUCUCCUUUGAACUUUUCUACUGUAACUGUAGAGCAAUUGGGUAUUACACCUGAAAGCUUUGUUAAAAACACUCCAGGAAAGCCAUCAUCCUAUCUUAAGAAAUCUAGACGACGUUCUACGAUUGGUGCUCGCGGCUCUCCUGAAACAAACCAUUUGAUUUGUUUCAUUGCACAGCAGCGAAAUUUAAAGAAUGCAGAGAAAUCUCCUUUGGCACAAAAUUCCCCUUUUCAGGGCAGCCCUGUACUGUAUCGAAAUGUUAAUUCAUUAAGAGAGCGAAUAUCUGCCUUCCAGUCUGCUUUUCACUCCAUAAAGGAAAAUGAGAAAAUGGCUGACUGUCCGGAAUUCUCAGAGGAAGAGAGAGCGUUUGAGACUACAGACUUCAAUUUUAGAGAAUGGCAACAGACUGGAUUCUCUGUGAAGUUAUCAUCCAAACGUCGGAGAAUAUCCUAUCAGAGCAACUCUAAUGAAAAUCUGAUUGAUGCUGGAAAAAAGGGAAUUAAUCUCCAGUUAGUCAGCACUGAUACUUUCCCCGGUACAGACAGAACAUGCACUGUUCAAACGUCACCUGUAGAUCUUUCUGAGAAAUCUUCUUCUGGACCUGGUUUAACACAGGCUGGAUGUUUAGUUGAAGAGUCUGUUCUACCUUCAGAUCUCACAGAGGCUUCAAGUGGAAUCAAGGUUGCUGACUAUGAAGAGGACAAAGGGUCAAAUGAUGCUGUUUCACAGAAAAGUUGGUUGGAGGACAAAUUGACAGAAGCAGCAAGCAUAGACGCAGUUCCUGACAUCAAGUCACCAGUUAUUUCAGGGGGCAAGAAGGGCAUUCCAUCCUCUGAGACCUUUAUACUUCGUUCUGUCCUGAAGAAACCCUCUGUUAAGCUGUUUCCAGAAAGCUUACAGGAACACUGUGACAACCUCUGUGAUGAUGGUACUCCUGCAAGCUUAAUGUCAAAUCUUGGAAAUUACUGCAAAGAACAAAAAACAGAAGAGCAAGAAAAUUGUAAAGUACCAGCCGUUCUAAAUGUAAGGAAGAGGAAGAGAGUUACUUUUGGAGAGGACCUAAGUCCUGAAGUGUUUGAUGAAUCCUUACCAGCAAAUACUCCAUUGCGAAAAGGAGGAACGCCUGUUCGUAAAAAGGAUUCAAGUAGUCCCAGUCCUCUGCAACUUGAGUACUCACCAGUUCCUGAGCAGUUACCACAACCAAAUUUUGAUGACAAGGGAGAGAAUCUUGAAAACAUCGAACCACAUCAGGUAUCAUUUGCAGUUCUGAGUCCUGCUAGUAAAUCUUCAAUCUCUGAGACUCUUUCAGGUACUGAUACCUUUAGCUCUUCAAAUAACCAGGAGAAUAUGCUCUCCUGUAAUGUUGGCAGAAUAACACGUACCUCCAACAGAAGAAAUCAAUUGACUAGUUUAGCAGAAGAAAGUGUUUGCAACUUAUUUAAUACCAAAGCCCAGCAUUGUAAAGAAACGAAAAUUAAUAGGAGAAAGUCUCAAGAAACUAACCACACCAACAGAACGCUUCCUAAAAAGAAUCAGGUUUUAAAAAGUGGCAGAAAGAAGAAAGGAAAGGGAAAGCAGAAUGUUAAGAAAUCUUUAUAUGGGGAAAGAGAAAUUGCUUCCAAGAAACCUCUCCUAAGUCCUAUUCCUGAGAUCCCCGAGAUCUCUGAGAUGACGCCUUCAUUUCCUGGCAUCCGAAGGAUCUACUCAGAUAAUUUCAACUCAAAUGGCAAACUUGAGGAAGUGCUGAAGCCUCCUAAAAAUCUGACUAAAAGAAAGACUCUUUUGCCUCAGAUCCCAGAAGGUUUGCAUAUGAAUCAAAGUUUUGAUAAGUGUGAUAUAUCUGAAUUCUGCAACUCUUACAUAAAAAGUUCCUCAUUGCUUGACACUGCCCCUUCUGACCAAAGUUCAAAUAUAAACACUGUAGAAGUUAAUGAAAAUGAAAGUAUUCCAAAAGCAGAAAAUAAAUUAGAAGGUGAAAAUGAGCUAAACACUGGGCGUGAGGAUGAAAACCAUUGUAUUUCUUGUGCUUCUGUGACUGAAGAAUAUAUUUUAUCAGCUCAUCCAGAACCGAAUUUUAUCCUGCACUUCCAGGAGUUUUCUCCUGCUGGUCAAAAUGUGAAAAACCUUUGUCAAGUCUUUAAAAUUUCAGAAGAUAUAAGCACAAAGUGUGAACAACAGGAUGAUUUCUUAGUAGCUGCUGAGGGAAAACGUAACUCCAGUCAUUUAAUGUCUGACUCAGAAAAAGAAGAUGUCUUCACUGAAAACGCAAAAGAAAUGAAAGGUCAGUGUGAGGAUUUGGGAAGAAAAUCCACAGAAUGUAGUGAAAUGACUUGUAAAGAAAGGAAACAUAGAAGACGCUCUAUGUAUUAUCCUGAUGGUCAAAGUUUACAUUUGGAAAAAAACGAAUAUCACAAAAAUGCCAACAAGGUGAGCAGCUCUGUAGAAAUUGAUUUAGAAAAUUCUGAACUAUGUAAAGACUUAUCUGAUGCCAUAGAGCAAACCUUUAAGAGAACAAAUAAUGAAACAAAAGUGAGACGUAGCACAAGGUUACAAAAAGAUUUGGAAAAUGAAGGACUUAUAUGGAUUUCACUUCCUUUUCCUUCCACUUCCUGCACUUCUCAAAAAACUAAAAGGAGAACAAUAUGUGCAGUUGACAGCAAAAGAUUUGAAAGUUUGCCCUCCAGAAAAGAAACUCUGUCCUCCAGACAAAAGCCAGAUAUGCCAUCCUCUGUAUCAGAUGAAGAAAACAGUGAGGAUUCGACUGCUAAUUCUGCUAAUUUACUUAGGAAGAGAAGGAUGAGUUUUUGUACAUCUGUACUUACAAAUACUAAAAGUGCUACUCAGUCAGAAUACGCCAGAAGAAGAUCUUUCCUCAACCAGAAGGACUAA
This is a messenger RNA of Orycteropus afer afer, 3054 nucleotides long. It is a transcript of the gene CDCA2, whose product is annotated as cell division cycle associated 2. The transcript has 14 exons. Lineage: Eukaryota; Metazoa; Chordata; Mammalia; Tubulidentata; Orycteropodidae. Gene Ontology annotation, biological process: regulation of mitotic nuclear division; regulation of chromosome segregation. Gene Ontology annotation, cellular component: nucleus; chromosome. Bases 1 to 3054 code for a protein of 1017 amino acids. The record is from RefSeq and is a predicted model, not a curated record.